AUGAAGAUCUUUUGCGUUAUUGCUACUUCAAUUUUCAUUUUCGCUCGUUCCAGCGAAGGGUUUACAGUCUUAAGUGAUCAAUUGUCCAAGCCAUCAUCAUCACAACUGUACGAUAAAACCAAGGAUGAUAAGACCCCUGGAGAAAAGCUCGAUGAUACAAUUGACAAUGUCAACGAAAAGGUACCCGAAUCUGCAGAGGAAGCUGGAUCGCAGGUUGGCAGUGCGAUCGAUUCGGGUGUGCAAAACGUUAAGGAUGCCGCCAAGACUGAGGAGGAGAAGGAAGCAGAGAAGAGCACCACUGAAAAGAUAGCUGAUUCUGCGAAGAAGGCCAAAUCGAAAGCUGCCGACACGGCCAAGUCGGGUGUAGAAAAAGUAAAGGACACGGUCAGUUCCGGUGCAGAAAAAGUAAAGGACACGGUCAGUUCCGGUGCAGAAAAAGUAAAGGACACUGUCAGCAGCGACGAUUAA
Molecule: messenger RNA, 468 nt
Organism: Cylindrotheca closterium
Lineage: Eukaryota; Bacillariophyta; Bacillariophyceae; Bacillariales; Bacillariaceae
Source: the annotation of a GenBank genome assembly